AUGUUAACCCUCACAAUAAACUGGCUACUGGCGCCGAGAACGUCCCCUGGCCCAGCCAUUAAACCACGAUGGGACUCUCAAUCAGAUGUCGCGGCCAACUCGCCCAACGCCGCCGCCGGUUCGUGGAUCAUUGAUCCUUUACCUUCAUUACAAAGAGCGGGCCUGAUCGCGGUAGCGACUCUGGCCAUGAUCUCUCUCCUCUCCACAUUCAGUCUUUUAUGUUUCUUUACCUAUCGUUUUGUCUUUUGGAAGAAAUUCUACAAGCGCUACAUUGGCUACAAUCAAUAUGUGGUGCUCAUGUACAACCUGGCUCUGGCCGAUUUCAUUCAAGGCUUGGGCUUCAUCGUCAGUCUGAGGUGGAUUGCCAAGGAUUCGCUGCAUGCGACGGAUCCAGCGUGCUUCCUGCAAGGAAUCUGGCUGCAGAUUGGAGAUCCGAUGAGUGGAUUGUUUGUGCUCGCCAUUGCCCUCCAUACAUUCCUACAAGUCACCAUGGGACGCCAGCUCAGUCAUCGGACCUUUGUGUCCAUCGUGGUGAGCCUUUGGGUCUUUGGCGUGAUUCUGGUCAUCAUUCCCAUUGCAGUGGUGGGACCGCACGUUUGGAUGCCUUCGGUAGCUUGGUGCUGGAUGACCACCCAACACCCCACACUUCGUCUAUGGACACACUACUUUUGGAUUUUCGCCGCCCAAUUCUUCAAUCUCGUGCUCUACGCUAUCAUGUUCGUCCAGCUGCGCCGUCGAAUGUCCCAGUCGAAAAUUCUCGGUCAAAGCUACACUGAAAGUCUCCGACGUCUCAAUCGAGUCGUCUCCUACAUGGUGCUCUAUCCAAUCGUGUACAUUGCUUUGACUCUUCCUUUAUCCGCCGGCCGAAUGGCUUCCGUCAGCGGACACAGCCCCAGUGUUGCCUACUUCUGUGUGGCGGGAGCUUUGAUGACUCUCUCUGGAUUUUGCGAUACCCUGCAGUACACUUUGACACGCAAGAGCCUGGUUCUGGACUCGGAGACCCGAUCCAAGCGAGAUGAUGGGUACCAUGAUCUCUCCAAGAGUGGACAGAAGAGGACAAAAGCGCAGACAGACUCUAGGUCGGAAGACCAGGGCCUGGUUUCUACCGUCUGCACCACUUUCCAAAGAGGUACCUCGACCGAGGCGAUUGUGCCCAAGGAGGAUAUUGAGCUUGAAGCUUCCGCACCGCAGGUGUAUCAACAUACGACAAUUACCGUCACGCGGGAGCCGGCUUUUUAA
Messenger RNA from Penicillium oxalicum, 1239 nucleotides. RefSeq lists its product as uncharacterized. The transcript has 2 exons. Lineage: Eukaryota; Fungi; Ascomycota; Eurotiomycetes; Eurotiales; Aspergillaceae. The record is from RefSeq and is a predicted model, not a curated record. Gene Ontology annotation, cellular component: plasma membrane. The coding region runs from base 1 to 1239 and encodes 412 amino acids. Gene Ontology annotation, molecular function: G protein-coupled receptor activity. Gene Ontology annotation, biological process: adenylate cyclase-activating G protein-coupled receptor signaling pathway; cell surface receptor signaling pathway.